AUGCCAUCUCUCAUUCCAGCAUUUUCAUGUUCUUUUGAUGUAACAAAAAAUCUUCAAAUCACUUUACAAUUAUUGGAAUAUCAUUUGGAAUUGAGAAGUGCCUUCGGAACGAGUCAUUCUUCAACCACUCAUCGCAAGAAUGCACUCAUUAAAAUUUCUAUACAUUAUGAUCAUGAAAUAAUCAUUAAUAAUAAUUAUUCAGCAACAUCACAACAAUCAUUGCCGCCAUCAUCAUCAUUAUUAUUAUUUGAAGGAUUUGGAGAGUGUGGAUUGCCUCCGAAAAAACCCAAUUGUUACUUGGCUGAUUUUGAUGAUAUCAAGUGUUAUUUUGAACAAUAUUGCAAACAUGUAGAACGAGAUAUUAAGAGUGAUAAAAUUCAAACACUCUUCAAUUUAGACUCAAAAUUCACUCAAGAGAAAGAUCAUUUGCUUUCACAAAUGUUUGACGAGUGUUUUACGGAAACAUGUGGCGGCAGUCAGGACCAGUAUUUCUCAACUCUCAAACAAGAACUUUCCAAAUUGUCAACAGCAACUCAUUGUGAAGACGUUGCUUCUACCACGUGUGCUACACAACGGACGGAGGUGCUUGUGACACCUCUAGUAUUACUACACGCAUUGGAUAAGAAUGAAUAUGUGGAUCAAUACGGAAAACCACAUCCAGAAUUUGAACAUUGUGCACAGUGUGUUAUUGAAAUGGCUAUUUUGGACUUAUGGUCGAAAAUUGUUUCAAAACCACUCCAUGCUGUCAUUGGCAUUCCUGCUCCUGUCGGCAAAUUUUCAUUCUACACUGCUGCACUCAAUGAAGACAUUCAAGAAAUUGUUAAAACUGCCAAAUUGGGUCUAAGCAAAACCAAACAUCUCAAAAUCAAGCUUGACUCCAACAUUGACAAGGGAAUUUUAAUUGUUAAAACUCUUCUUGACACUUAUGAAAAAGAAUAUGGUGUCAGCGGUGACAUGACCGCCACGAAAUGGUCCAUUGAUGCCAACGCAGCAUGGACUCCUGAACUCUCCAUCGAGUUCUUGCACAGAGUCAAAAAAGAAGUACCAUGUUUUAUUCCAUAUUUUUACAUGUUGGAACAGCCAUUCCCAAUUUCGCUCGACUCUUACACUGAUCAUGACGAAUUAUCAAUCAUCAAGAACAAGUGGAUUCAAGUCAAGCAAGAAUAUGAAAACGAAGGAAUACUCAUUUUCGCUGAUGAAAGCGUCAACACGUUUGAAAACAUUCCCGUCAUUUGUCCUUUCAUUCAUGGCAUUAACAUCAAACUUGAAAAAGCAGGAGGUAUUCGAGGAGCCUUAAAAACAGCUCGUAUUGCUCAAUCUCAGUAUCAUUUAAAGUUAUGGUUUGGUUGCAUGGUAUCGAGUCGAUUGAGUUGUACAUGUUCCUCACAUCUCAUGGCUCUCUCAGAAAUUGGAGGCGAUUUGGAUGGUGAUUUACUUGUGACGGAAUCAAGUCAAGCAUUUGAAAAUGGAUUUACUUGGAGGAAUGAUAUGACAUUGAAUACUGGAUCCAUGUACAUUGGUCCGCAACAUGGUGAAAUUAUUUUACAAUCCAACCAAAUGGGAAUUGGAGUGGAAAGAAAAUUUUAA
Messenger RNA from Naegleria lovaniensis, 1587 nucleotides. RefSeq lists its product as uncharacterized. The coding region runs from base 1 to 1587 and encodes 528 amino acids. Lineage: Eukaryota; Heterolobosea; Eutetramitea; Acrasida; Naegleriidae. The transcript has a single exon. The record is from RefSeq and is a predicted model, not a curated record.